Molecule: messenger RNA, 1034 nt
Organism: Gordionus sp. m RMFG-2023
Lineage: Eukaryota; Metazoa; Nematomorpha; Gordioida; Chordodea; Parachordodidae
Product: ras-related protein Rab-14-like
Exons: 8
Coding region: 49-714 (221 amino acids)
Biological process (GO): vesicle-mediated transport
Cellular component (GO): Golgi apparatus
Molecular function (GO): GTPase activity; GTP binding
Source: RefSeq, a predicted model, not a curated record
AGCAGAUCAGGUGUAUUUUAAAUAAUUCUAAUAAAAACAUAAAAAGAAAUGGCUACAGCUAUACCCUAUAAUUAUUCAUAUAUCUUUAAAUAUAUAAUUAUCGGGGAUAUGGGUGUUGGAAAAUCUUGUCUUUUGCAUCAAUUUACAGAGAAAAAAUUUAUGUCAGAUUGUCCUCACACAAUAGGAGUGGAAUUUGGAACGAGAAUCUUGGAGGUUAGUGGUCAAAAAAUAAAACUCCAAAUUUGGGACACAGCUGGUCAGGAAAGAUUUAGGGCAGUGACUAGGAGUUAUUACAGGGGAGCUGCCGGUGCUUUCAUGGUUUACGACAUCACUAGGCGAAGCACAUUUGAACAUUUAACCAAUUGGCUCACCGACGCUAGAAACCUAACAAAUCCUAAUACGGUAAUAUUAUUGAUCGGUAACAAGAGCGAUUUAGCUCAAACCAAUCGUGAAGUCACCUACGAAGAGGCAUCCACUUUCGCCCAACAAAAUUGUCUAUUAUUCCUCGAAACAAGCGCAAAAACUGGUGAAAAUGUUGAAGAAGCGUUUCUAGAGAGCGCUAAAAAGAUUUACGCUAACGUCAGAGACGGAAGUUUGGACCUAAACGCCGCCGAUUCCGGUGUGAGAAGCAAAACUAAUAGACAAAUUGAAACUGAAGAUUUAAGUCGAACGAAUAUUAAUCAAGCAUCUAACAAAUCCAAUUGCGCAUGUUGAUACUCUUAUCAUCAAUUCCAUUUUUUUUUUCUUAAACCUUUUUUUCAGUUCAAAAAUCUUUCUUCCUUAUAAUAUAGCAUAUAUUUUCUCUUACUUUUUUGGCAAAGAGUUUUUGGUAUAUAAGUUGUUUACGAAAUUCUCUAAUUGUUAUAUUCUUAUUUAUAAUUUUAUUUAUACGAUUGGUCUACUUUUAUAACGAAAUACUAAAAAAUAUCAUAUUCAUAUUUGCAAGAUAAAAUACAAAUAUAUCUAAUAAUUUUUUUUUAAAAAAAUACAAGUGUAUUUUAAUUUAUUUAUCGUAUUUAUUUAUAUUAAAAUCC